AUGGCGGCGGCGCUGAGGGCGCUGCUGGCGCUGCUCGGUGUGUCGGCCCAGGUGCGCUCCCUGCAGGUGUCCGUACCUGAGCCCCGCACCGUGGCCCUGACCUGUGUGUCGGCCCAGGUGCGCUCCCUGCAGGUGUCCGUACCUGAGCCCCGCACCGUGGCCCUGACCUGUGUGUCGGCGCAGGUGCGCUCCCUGCAGGUGUCCGUACCUGAGCCCCGCACCGUGGCCCUGCUCUUCCAGCCCGUCCUGCUGCGCUGCCACUUCCAGGUGAGCUCACCUGGCGGCCCCGCCCCCAUCGUCACCUGGAAGUACAAAUCCUUCUGCCCGGACACCUGGGCGGGGGCCGCGCCCGGCAGCGCCUGGGGGGACUCACCUGGCGAGGCCGCGGGGGCGUGUCCCGACUCCGCCCGCACCGUGCGCAUCGUGGCCACCAAGCAGGGCGAGCAGGUGACCCUGGGAGACUUCUACCUGGGCAGGGCCGUCACCAUCCGCGGAGCCGCAGAGCUCAGUCUCGGUCCCGCGGCGUGGGGGGACAGCGGGCUGUACCUGUGCACGGUGACCUCGACCAGCGACCUGCAGGGCAACAACGAGGCCGUGGCCGAGCUGGUGGUGCUGGGGUCUCUUCCCGAGGGCUCCCGGCUGCUGCCCGAGGGGACCCUGCCAGACUGGCUGUUCGUGGUGCUGGUGGCGCUGGGGGCGGGGCUGGUGGCGCUGGGGGCGGGGCUGUGCUGGUGCCAGUGCUGCCCCCACACCUGCUGCUGUUACCUGCGCUGCCCCUGCUGCCCGCGCACCUGCUGCUGCCCCGAGGCGCUUUACCUGGCCGGCAAAGCGGCGACGUCGGGCGGAGCCUUCGGCCCCUCCCCCCCCCCAGCGCUGCCCCUGCAGCUCCUCGGCAGCUCCCAGAGCUCCCAGGUGCCGCUGCUGAGGGACAGCGACAGCCCAGCCCCGUCGCUGCCCCCGCCCCUGGCCCUGCGUUACCUGGAGGAGCAGCUGCUGCACACCUGGGGAGGGGGCGGGGCCGGGGAGCGGCCCCCAGGCCCCGCCCUCAGUGACGUCACCUCCCUGCACGAGCCCCCCUGGGCCCCUCCCCCCCCCCCGCUCGCGCUCGGCCGAGAUUUUGGGGGAGGGGCCCCGGGGGGGGGAGGGGCGGCCCCCGGGGGGGGUCCCUGA
Messenger RNA from Melospiza melodia melodia, 1170 nucleotides. RefSeq names its product lipolysis-stimulated lipoprotein receptor-like. The record is from RefSeq and is a predicted model, not a curated record. Gene Ontology annotation, cellular component: tricellular tight junction; plasma membrane. Gene Ontology annotation, biological process: tricellular tight junction assembly; establishment of blood-brain barrier. Lineage: Eukaryota; Metazoa; Chordata; Aves; Passeriformes; Passerellidae. The coding region runs from base 1 to 1170 and encodes 389 amino acids. The transcript is spliced from 11 exons.